UGGGAGUCUCUCUGCAGCAUCAGUGCAUGAAAGAGUGAAUGACAUGAGUGGAGUUUGUUCUGCUGCUACUUCCUGAAUGUUUGCAGUUCAGAGCUGACUGCUUUCAUCAGGAAACAGUGAAGUCUGCUCAGUUAGUUUGAUCUCUAAAGAUGUCCACACAAACUGAAGCUGCAGCAGAUUGGAGAGGGAAAUUUAGCAGAAAUCUUCAUCCAGAUGGAAGAGAACAAAGUGAGGUGGAGAUGUUAGAUGAUGAAGAGCAGCACUCUGAUCAUGGAUUACAACAAACUGAAAAUCAGAAGCAGAAGAAUCUUCAAGCUGAGAGAAGAAACUGUUUCAGAGUUUUCAAGUUUUCUCUGGGAGUUUUCUGUUUUCUGAUUCUGGCUGGACUCAUGACUCGCAAUCUUAUGGUGUCUUUGGAAAACAACAGACUGAAAAACAGAAACAAUCAUCUGCAGACUGAACUUUCAGAAUUGAUGUCAUCUUUCUCAGCCAACAACAGUCGUUUUCAGGAUGAACUGAAGCAGCUGAAAGAUGAAAAUGAAGAAUUGAUGUCAACUUUCUCAGCCAACAACAGUCGUUUACUGGAUGAACUGAAGCAGCUGAAAGAUGAAAAUGAAGGCAUCAACAAAACUCUUUGGGAUGAAAUAAAACAGCUGAAAAAUCAGAUUGAAGAGAAACGGUGUCCUGAAGGAUGGAAGAGAUUUGGAAACAGCUGCUACUAUAAAUCCACUGAGGAGAAAACUUGGAUUGACAGCAGGAGUUUCUGUCAGUUUGUAGGAUCUGAUCUGGUGGUGGUAAACAGCAAAGAGGAACAGGAGUUUGUUUCUGCAUUGAAUCAGAAUGCAGAAUCCUGGAUCGGUCUGUUUGCUGAAAGGUCAUCAGAUAAAUCUGAAUGGAAAUGGGUGGAUGGAUCACCACUGACAGAAACGUUCUGGGAUGAGAUGUUUUCAAAAGAUCCGUACGACUACUACUAUGCAGUGUUCUUAAGUGCUGACGGGAAAUGGACAGAAAAGGACAAAACAUACACCAAAAACUGGAUCUGUGAGAAAUAAAAUUCUGAAUCUUU
This is a messenger RNA of Oryzias latipes (Japanese medaka), 1066 nucleotides long. Its product is annotated as CD209 antigen-like protein A. The record is from RefSeq and is a predicted model, not a curated record. Lineage: Eukaryota; Metazoa; Chordata; Actinopteri; Beloniformes; Adrianichthyidae.